UGAAGGGCCUGUCUCAUUAGCAGACGGUGACAUUUACACUGUGUCCCGCCUACAAGGCGUGGAAUAGUGUCUCCUUUCCAAAAGUAUCUCACAGGAGCGAGGGAGAGAGGGAUACUGAGAGCAUCAUCGAUGGCCCAGUCACAGGGGGAGCUGACUCAGUGGUUUCUACUGCAGAGCUGUGAGAGUGAUUGACCCCCUCAACACUUCUCCGUUAGGGUGCUGUGACAACACAGCCAUGCCGCCCCCAGCUGACAUCGUGAAGGUGGCUAUUGAAUGGCCUGGUGCUAAUGCUCAGCUUAUAGAGAUGGACCAGAAAAGACCAUUGUCCUCAAUAAUACGGGAAGUAUGUGAUGGCUGGUCUUUAUCAGGCUCUGAGCAGUUUGCUCUGCGCUAUGCUGAUGGGCCUCAGCUUUAUAUCACUGAGCAGAGCCGCGGUGAAAUCAAGAACGGGACCAUCCUUCGCUUAGCCAUUUCACCUGCUCGUGCUGCUCGUCAGCUCCUGGAGAGGAUCCAGUCCCACGGUAUCGAUGCUCGCCUGGAGGCUCUAAAAGAGCUCGCCAAGCUGUCUGCAGACCCAACCUUCGCUGCAGAGUUCAUCAAUAUGGAGGGCAUUGGGACGCUGGCACGUCUUGUUGAAAGUGGCACACACUUUGGUGAAAUGCUGGCCUUCACUCUCACUGCCUUCCUGGAGCUAAUGGAUCACGGCAUUGUGUCUUGGGACCUUAUCUCCCUGUCCUUCAUCAAACAGAUUGCAGGCUAUGUGAACCAGCCGAUGGUGGAUGUGUCCAUCUUGCAGCGCUCUCUAGCGAUCCUGGAGAGCAUGGUUCUCAACAGCCACAGCCUGUACCAUCGGGUGGCACAGGAGAUCACCGUGGGACAGCUCAUCGGGCACCUGCAAGUGUCAAACCAGGAGAUCCAAACCUACGCCAUCGCCCUCAUCAAUGCUCUCUUCCUGAAGGCACCAGAGGACAGACGGCAGGAGGAGUAUACUAACCCGUUGGAGCAGCACCUCACUGAAAUGGCGAGCACUUUGGCUCAGAAACACCUGCGAUCCAUCAUCCUCAAUCAUGUUAUCAGAGGAAAUCGACCAAUCAAAGCAGAAAUGGCGCAUCAGCUGUACGUGCUACAGGUACUGACCUUCAACCUUUUGGAGGAACGAAUGAUGACCAAAAUGGACCCAAAUGACCAGACACAGAGAGACAUCAUUUUUGAGCUGCGUAGGAUUGCUUUCGAUGGAGAAAAUGACCCGACUGGAACAGAAAAGAGAAAGGCCAUGUACACCAAGGACUAUAAGAUGCUGGGCUUCACUAACCAUGUGAAUCCAGCCAUGGACUUUACCCAGACUCCUCCGGGAAUGUUGGCUUUGGACAACAUGCUUUACCUUGCCAAGGUUCACCAGGACACGUACAUCAGGAUUGUCCUGGAAAACAGCAGCCGCGAGGACAAGCAUGAAUGUCCCUUUGGCCGCUGUGCCAUCGAACUCACUCGGAUGUUGUGCGAGAUCCUUCAGGUUGGAGAACUGCCUAAUGAGGGCUGCAACGACUACCACCCCAUGUUCUUCACUCAUGACAGGGCGUGGGAGGAGUUCUUCUGUGUCUGCAUUCAGCUGCUCAAUAAAACCUGGAAGGAGAUGAGGGCCACAGCUGAGGACUUCAAUAAGGUCAUGCAGGUGGUCCGUGAGCAGAUCACCAGGGCUCUGGCGAUGAAGCCGUCGUCUUUAGACCAGCUGAAAAAUAAACUUCGAGGCCUCAACUAUUCAGAGAUCCUGCGUCUGCGGCAGUCAGAGAGAAUGAGUCAGGACGACUUCCAGUCUCCUCCCAUCAUAGAGCUGCGGGAGAGAAUUCAGCCCGAGAUCUUAGAGCUCAUCAAGCAACAGCGACUCAACCGGCUCUGUGAGGGGAGCUGUUUCCGCAAGCUGGGGAACCGCCGAAGGCAAGAGAAGUUUUGGUUCUGCAGACUCUCCCUGAAUCACAAAGUGCUGCACUAUGGAGACCUUGAUGAGUCACCCCAGGGUGAAGUGCCUUUUGAGCUACUCAGUGACAAGAUCCCCGUCUCUGACAUCAAGUCCGUGGUGACCGGAAAGGACUGCCCUCACAUGAAAGAAAAAAGUGCUCUGAAGCAAAACAAAGAGGUGCUGGAGUUAGCCUUCUCUGUCCUCUAUGAUCCCGAUGAGACACUCAAUUUUGUUGCACCCAACAAAUAUGAGUACUGCAUCUGGACUGACGGGCUGUGUGCGCUGCUGGGCAGAGAGAUGGGCAGUGACCUGACGCGCAGUGACCUAGAUACUCUCAUCAGCAUGGAGAUGAAGCUCCGCCUCCUUGACCUUGAGAACAUCACCAUCCCAGAGGCCCCGCCCCCCGUGCCAAAGGAGCCUAGCUCGUAUAACUUCACCUACAACUACAGCUGAGAUGUGUGCGUGUGUGCGUGUUUGCAGUGCAUGUGUGUGUAUAUCUCAAAGAUGAGUAUACUCAAUCUUUUGAUGAAUUUAGCUGCAGAUGUGUGCACCGGAAAAGAUUCCUUUGAUUUUUUAUUGAUUUUUUAUUUUUUAACAUUUCAGAACCCUGGAGACUUCUCUCCAUCCGUGUUUGUGAUGCUGUACGGUUCGUCAAGUAGGAGAAAUAUGUUUAUAGCUUCACAGGGAGUUUGGAGGGUCAGGGUCCACCACAGAGCAGUACUCCUGGAGCUGGUAGAGAUUCAGCAAGUGAAUCUCAUUUAUCAUUGCCGUCUCCAGGCAACGUCUCUCUCAGUCUUUGCUAGGUAAAGGCAUAAACCUGCCUAUAAAGUGAAGGAAUACUGUGCCUGAUGGGGAAUGUGGAUGAAAAGCUAUCAGCAAAUUAGUCUUUAAUCAAAAAAAUUUUAGUCAAAUUCCAGCCUGACUGGUCAGUCAUGCCAAGCGUGUGGUUUCCAUGGCAACGGAAGAUGAAGCUGCCACCAUUCCAAUUUUAACACUGUGCUCACUUUGAUUCGGUCUGUCCCUCCGCAUGAUGGGCACACGGUGAUACAUCACACAGAGAAGAGUGAGUGGGCUGAGAGUUUGCGCACUCACACACUCUCCUGAAAUGAGAUUCAGUCAGUGUCUUGCUUAAGGUCACUUUGGAAGGAGGGAGAGUUGAUGUCAGGGGGGAUUGAACAUGACGUUCCUGGUUAAAGGACAGUCCCCGUAAUCAGUGCACUGUCCUGCUGCACAUUGAAGUCUCAUUAAUGAUAAGAUAUCUGACCUGCAGUUCAGUGUUGAAAGUAAAAAAAAUGCUUAAAUUCAGUGAUAAAGAGAUCUAGAAAUGUGAUUAAAAACCUACUUCUGUAAAGCAGAAGCAUAUAAGGUGUAAGGGUAAUAUUUAGUGGUAUUUUUUUUUAUCAUUUCUGCCAUACUGGGACACAGAGGCCUAGGGCUGUAACUAACAAUUGUUUUUAUGGUAUCAUGAACUGAUCAUUUGAUCUUUGAAAAACAUAAAUUUGUGGAUUUGCUCAUCACCAUUUCCAUUUAGUUCUCAAGUUAACAUGUUUAAACAGCUUGUUUUGUUUGACUCAUGUUCCAAAACCAAAAGAAACACAGUUUAUUCUUGUGGAAGACAAAGAAAACCAGCAGAUAGUCGUAUUUGAGAAGCUGGAACAAGUGAAUUUUGGUCUUUUAAGUUAAGCGUUUGUCAACAUUUAAGCAGAUUAAUUGCCCACCCAUCAGUAAAUCAAGUAUGACUCGAAUUGUUUCAGCUGCACUAAAGUGGUGCUGUCAGCAUAUGUGUCUUUGCAGCGUCUGUUUACUCAACAUGCAUGCUGCUUUAGAUCAUUUGACUCACUUCUCUCCUCAAACAUCUUUUCAUAGCAGGUUAAACAGUGAGUAGAUACAGCCCACUGCACUGAAACUGUUCAAGUAUGUGGUGUGAAGAUAGAUACUCUUGCCUACUGCAUGUGUCUGUUAGUGUGUAUUCAUGUGUGUGUGUGUGUGUGUGUGUGUACGUGUGUGUGUGUGUGUGUGUGUGUGCAGGUUUUGAGGUUUAGUGUUAGUUGUUUAUGUUGAGACAUGAGGAAUAAUGUAAAUAUUUCAUCAGUGUGAUGCUUAUGGAAGUUGCGCUGACUUCCAACACAUUAAAAAACACGAGUGACUCUUUUGUGUUGAACCACAGUCACUGCAUUGCCUUAUCAGUCAAAGACACCAUAUUUUGGGUAACAUUAGCAUUUAUAAUCAGUAUAAUCAUGAAUGGUUUAUAACACAUUGUUAUAACACACUAUAAUGUGUGUUUAUUAAUGUAUUUGUUAACAACUAUGAAUUGAAUUUGAAAUACUUAAUUGAUCCUCUAAAGGAAAAUUGGGUCAUGAUACAGUUUUAUAAUUAUAUUUGUAUAUGUUUACAUUUAAGUUGUAUUUACACUUAGUGGAAUUCCCCCCCAAAAAAGUAUAUAAACGUAUAUGCAUUAUACAACUAUAUAUAUAUAUGUAUAUAUAAAAAACACUAUAUAUAGAAAAUGAAAAUAGAAAAUAAAUACUAACAUAAAUAUGUAAAAGGAAUAUCUGCUUCAUACUAUAUACACUAUCAAACAUUAAUUAACUGCUGAAACAGCAGUUAAUCAAUGUUUGAUAACAGUAAAAGUAGUUUAAUUAUUAUAUAAUCAUACCUAUAUCUGUUUUAUUGCCAUUCUGUUGCCAGGGUAACAGCUUUGGUCCCUCUUUACUUCCCAACAGCUACUAAACUAUAAAAGAAGAAAAGGACAUGACAUCAGUGACAGUGUUCGAAUUUCGCGUAGGAGCCAGACUUUGGUGUUCAGUUCUAUUGGAGUGUCAGUUCUAUUGGAGUCAGUGGGGCCAGCUCAGCACAUCACAUUAUAACCCUUUGUUGUUUCACCUUGGACUGAAAAAUUGUUCUGCCAGAUUCAAAAACACACAUUAGGUGAUGUUGACUGACAUUUUUUAUCUAAAUGUGUGUGUUUGUUCUCCUUGGUAUUGGUCUCCAAAUGGAUCAAGCUACAGCUCAAGCCCCUGUUGUUAGUGGGUACAUUACUAAACUGUUCAUUUUGAAUAACAUUAAGGAGGAAUAAUGUUGGAUAAUGUUUCCUUUACUUGUCAGGAGGUGGUGCUAAAUUGCCAAAUUAUUUUAAAUCUGGACCUUCUUCGUUUACCAAUACUGAAUUAAGUUAGCAUUUGCUCUUUGUUAAGCUAACGUUAGCUAGCAAUCUCUGCUCAGUCGCCCUAUAUUAAUUUGGGUCGAAAUGUUACAGCCUCUUUAGCUUAAUUUCUGUCAUGACAUAUGUGAGCUAGCUAAUUAAUGUUAGAUGACUAAAUUUAGGAUGCAUGCAAAUCACUAAGACAUACUACAAAGCAUUAAAGAACUUACCAAGCUUGUCUAUGUAUCAUGAUGUAACGUUAGGUAUCUUGGACCAAACAGGGGCUUGAAACAGAUCUGUGAUCUGUUUGGGGACCAAUAACAAGCCAAACAAACAUGCAUGUUCAGAUUAAAAACAUCACUGCGCAUCACGUGUGUUUUUUAUCUUGAGGAGAGAUUUUUCAUUCAAAGAUGAAACAACAAAGAUAUGAUGGAUUACAGUGAUUUGCUGUGCCUGCCCCAUUCACUUCAGUAGAACUAAAACCAAAGUCUGGCACCAACGCAAAAUUCAAAUGUUGUCACUGAUGUCAUGAUCUUAACUUCUUUUAUAUUUUCAUUGACAGCUACUGCAUUCAUAAACAUUGCAACAGGAAAUACUCUUGUGCCGCGUUCAAACGGGGUCGUGUUUACCGUGUUCACGAGAAGAGUCCAUAUGAACGCCCCCCUCUUGUGGUAUUCACAACCUAGUAAGUGGAAAUUUUUAUAGAGCUCCGAGUUCACAACUUUGCAAACACAUCCCAUGUUGUGAACACGAGUUCACUUUGAAUGCAGCAUCGGACCCAUUCAGAAUGUUUGUGUUGUUACUUGGCUUAUGGUUAUCAUAAAUCAUUUAACUUUUUACAUUACCUGUAUACUGUAUACAUACACAGCAGGACUAAAAUGAUCUAAAGGUGUCUUUAAAACUACUGUAAAUACGAUAAUGUAUGAUUACAGCUAUGUUAUAGUGUAUUACCAAACAUUGAUUAAAUUAUGAAUGCUUCAUACGGUAAGUAACAACAAAGACAUUAUAAACAAUUAAUAUAUCUGCUACAACUAGAGUAUAGUGUCUUAUAAACCAUUUAUUAAUUGUUUAUUUACUGCUCAUAAAUGCUAAAUGAGGUUUGGGUUCAAUAUUUAGAGUGACAAGUUACAGUGGUGUUUUUUCUUUUCGCUAAAACAACCUUACCUGACAUUCCAACAGUGUUUGAUGCCCCUUGUGUUGCAGCAGUUUUAAGGCUUGAUUUCAGACUUGCUUUUGUCACGCUGCACAGACAAAUGGGACAAAAGAGCAUCUCUGUUGGCCUGUUUCAGUUAAUGUGCCAGAAACGUGACCCUCAAAUGAACAGAAGCAGGUCAGAAACAGCUGAGUGACAUAGCCCUGGGCAUUGGGGACAUCUAGUGCUGCUCAUGUAUUGUAUGAGCAGACUGUAUUGUGAGCUUUGUAUACAGUGGUUUGAGGUAUAGUACAAUUGCUUGAUGUCAUUUUCUUAUGCUUUUUGUGCGUUUUGUUGAUGUCACUUAAUGUCUCAUCAGUGUCUUAACCAUUACUAAUCACUACUGUCACUUGUUAAUGCAGAAUAGAAUAUAUUUUUGUAAAUGAUUGUACAAUCUUAUCAGCUGUGAAGAGAAUGGGUAACAAGCUAACAGCAAUUUCACUCUGUGUCACUCUGUACAGCAUGUUCAACACGCUCAUUACCUUGGAAGGACAUUUAACACUAAAAAAAAAAGUUUUUGGUCUUCACAUUUUUUAAAGUCACAGCCAUGUAUUUCAUACUGCAGUCACCUCAUGUUGUUUAGGAAUGACACUCACUCCAGCACCUAAUGAUGAUGUCAGUGUUAAUGUACCUUAUAAUGCAAGUGGGAAAUAUGGAGAUUACUGUUGAUGCUGUUUGUGAAAAGGAAUAUAUUUGAUUUUUUUUUUUUUCGAAAUACUGUUUUUGCUGUUUGUUUUUUAACUGAGGUCGAAGGUUGUAAAGGUUCCCUGUGGAGUUUCAGACCUCUAGAGGUGCUGUGGACCUGUUUCUCCUUCAGUGAGUCCCUGUUUAGUUUGUCUAGUGCACGCAAACGAAGGUGCACAUGCAGUACGCAUUCCUGUGUGGUUUCAUGGUACUCCACUGACCAACAGGUGGCAGUAAUUCAACAAGAAAUGCAGCAAUGUGCCAGAAAGGAAAAGUAGAAGAAGACCACAAGCUCUCAAACAUGAUGUAAACAGUAUUGGAUUUGAAAUCCUUAUAAAAAUGGACUUGCCAAUGCCAUUGCUGUUAGACCUGAAGGAUACACACGAUGUAUUUCACUGAGUAACAGUGAAUGUAUACAUAAUCGUUGUUUGUUUACAAGAAAACUCCACAGGGCCCCUUUAACAGCUUAAAAAAAAAGUUAUUUUAUAUUCCAGCAAGUCAUCGAACUGCAGCUAAAAUAUAUCACUAACCACAAAAUACCACAGUGAGUAAAGGAUUGUUGCAUUGGAUGUACUAAUAGUAUGACUUGAAGUUUUCGCAUCUGGUACUCUUUUACAUGACUUGCUAAACUAUUUAUUUACACUUGCUAGUGAUAGUAAAGAAUGACAUGUUGUUAGUUAAGAAAUAACAACAUUAAAUCUAAAUAUGGUAUACAUAUAGAUCAUUGUAUGUAUAUACAGUAUUGUGUUGCCUUAUUGAAGAAAAUGUAUUAUGUUUUGUGUGAAU
Epinephelus fuscoguttatus (brown-marbled grouper) is the source of this 7758-nucleotide messenger RNA. RefSeq names its product engulfment and cell motility 2 (gene elmo2). Gene Ontology annotation, biological process: actin filament organization; cell motility. NCBI's taxonomy places the organism in Eukaryota, Metazoa, Chordata, Actinopteri, Perciformes, Serranidae. The transcript has 23 exons. Bases 236 to 2407 code for a protein of 723 amino acids. The record is from RefSeq and is a predicted model, not a curated record.